GGAGAAGCGGCUGGGGGCGGAGAUCGCCCCUCCGGAGCUGUUUGUUCCUCUUGCUCUGCGUGUGCAGGGGGAGGAGGGUCCUGGCCGGCCGCCUUCCCCGGCUCUCGCCGAGCUCAAUGUGAGGGGAUCGGGGCGCUGAUGAGCCUGGGCAGGGCCGGCGGCGGCGGCGGCGGCGGCGCUGCUGCUGCUGCUGCUGGCGGAGGAGCCGGAGGCUAGCGGGGCUGCGGUCUGCCCGGCGGGCCCGGGGGGAUGCCGCGCAGCGUGGGAGCUGAUCGGAGAGGGAAAGCAGCCGCCGCCGCCCGGAGAGGCCGAGGAGGAGCGGAGCGGAGCAGCCCUGACAUGCCUUUCCCUCUGCCUCCUCUCCAGCGGCCAUGUUAGCCCGGAAAGCCUCGGCGAGCGCGGCUGCGGGAGCUGCCUACCCGGCGGGCAGGGGAGGGGACAGUGGGCGCCCGCUGCAGUCUUCCCCGGGCCUCGGAGCCGGGGGAUCCCGGACCGGCCCGCCAUCACCCAUCGCCUUGCCGCCGCUUCGGUCCAGCAACACCGCCCACACGGUUGGAGGCAAUAAGCCCACCAUGAAUGAGCACCUGCGCGUUGGUAGCCACGGACAGAUUCAGGUUCAACAGCUGUAUGAAGAUAAUAGCAACAAGAGGACAGUUCUAACAACACAACCAAAUGGGUUCGCAGCAGUAAGCAAAUCUGGAUUGUCAGUGGUGCCGGACAGACAGAUAGACAGUGCUCAUAGACGACAGGGGAGCUCCAGUUCUUUAAAAUCGACAGAUGGGACAGGGAAGGUGAAAGCCUCCUUUAUGACACCAGAGCAAGCAAUGAAGCAAUACAUGCAAAAACUAACAACCUUUGAGCAUCAUGAAAUUUUCAGUUACCCUGAAAUAUACUUUUUGGGUCCAAAUGCAAAGAAGCGGCCAUGUGUGAUUCAAGGUCCAAACAAUUGUGGUUAUGAUGAUGACCAGGGGUCUUACGUGCAAGUACCCCAUGAUCAUAUUGCAUACAGGUAUGAGGUUCUGAAAGUAAUAGGGAAAGGAAGUUUUGGGCAAGUUGUGAAGGCUUAUGAUCACAAGACCCAUCAACAUGUGGCGUUAAAAAUGGUGAGAAAUGAAAAACGUUUCCACCGCCAAGCUGCAGAAGAAAUUAGAAUUCUGGAGCAUCUAAGGAAACAGGAUAAGGAUAACAACAUGAAUGUUAUUCACAUGCUGGAAAACUUUUCAUUCCGCAGCCAUAUCUGCAUGACAUUUGAGUUGCUGAGCAUGAACCUUUAUGAGCUAAUAAAGAAAAACAAAUUUCAGGGCUUCAGCCUGCCAUUAGUCCGCAAGUUUGCCCACUCAAUUUUACAGUGCUUAGAUGCGUUGCACAAGAAUAGAAUCAUUCACUGUGACCUUAAACCAGAGAACAUUCUGUUGAAGCAACAGGGUAGAAGUGGUAUUAAAGUUAUUGAUUUUGGCUCUAGUUGUUAUGAGCAUCAACGUGUCUAUACUUACAUUCAGUCACGUUUCUACCGUGCUCCGGAAGUGAUCCUGGGUGCUCGUUAUGGGAUGCCUAUCGAUAUGUGGAGCUUGGGCUGCAUUCUAGCAGAGCUUUUAACAGGUUACCCGCUCUUACCUGGAGAAGAUGAAGGGGACCAACUGGCUUGUAUGAUAGAGCUACUGGGCAUGCCGUCCCAAAAACUACUGGCUUCAUCCAAACGAGCCAAAAAUUUUGUGAGCUCUAAAGGUUAUCCCCGUUACUGUACCAUUACCCCAUUGUCUGAUGGUUCUAUAAUACUCAAUGGUGGCCAGUCCCGAAGGGGAAAAUUGCGUGGCCCACCGGAGAGCCGAGAGUGGGGGAAUGCAUUAAAAGGAUGUGAGGAUCCCCUCUUCCUUGACUUCUUAAAACAGUGUUUAGAAUGGGAUCCUGCUAUACGCAUGACACCCAGCCAGGCUUUACGGCAUCCCUGGCUUAGGAGACGUUUGCCAAAGCCUCCAACUGGAGAGAAGGCAUCGGCAAAACGAAUAACAGAAAGCACUGGUGCUAUAACGUCAGUUUCCAAGUUACCUCCAACAUCAAGCUCGGCUUCAAAACUUAGGACUAAUUUGGCACAGAUGACAGAUGCCAAUGGGAAUAUUCAGCAGAGAACAGUGUUGCCAAAACUCGUUAGCUGAGUUUGAAUAACCCAAUGCUGGUCAUACGAGAAAUGCUACAUUGCUGAGCCUUAUUCAUAUGAAAAAGUAGCUCAGAUUUUUAUUUGCUCAAUAACUUUAUUCAUUUGUAUCUUUUUGGCACUCAUUUUAAAUGUAAGAAAUUUUGAUUUUGUUUUUAUAAAAAAUAUGGGGACAAUGCUUUAAGUUUUUAUACUUAUUUUUCAAAGUGUUUGUUUUCUAAAGUACAAUUAGCCUUACUGUAAUUAGUGUGGUACAGUAAUAAACAUCAGUGGCAGGCCACUGGUUACAACAUGACAGUCAUGUAUUACAGCUUAGUGUCAAAGGUGUUAACCAUUUUUUUUCCACAUGGUUCAUGUUACUUUUCCCGUGGACAGAGGUGAAAGUGGGCCGGUACCGGCAGCAGUGCUUUAAGGACUCUCCUUAAAGUCAGUUCCCCAUUUUCCCUGCCUCCUUCCCCCCCCCGCCCCCGGGGCCGCCAGUGGGGGAUGGGGGGAAGGGGCAGUUGCCCUGGGGCCCGGCAAUUUAAAAGGGCCCGGGGCUCCUGGCUGCUGCUGCUACUGCAGCAGCGGCUGGAGCCCCAGGCCCUUUCAAUUGCCACUGGAGCCCCGGGUGGUGCGGGCCAGGCAGCGUGGAAAGGCUGGCUGCAGGAGGCUGACCCACCCCCCCCGGGCCCCGCCCCUUCCCGGGGCCCAUACCGGUAAGUCUUUUAUCUUACUUUCACCCCUGCCCUUGGGUAAAUUUGCAAUACUCUUCCUUCUCUGAAUUCAUUUAUAUAUAUAGGUCGUGAUCCUACAAACACUUACACAAGUGCUUAAUUUGAUGCCGGUGAGUCUAGUCACAUGAGUACAGUCAAGCACCUGUGGAAUUGGGGCCAUAGCAUGUUUUCAUUUUCCAUAUAGUAGCUUGGAAGAAAUGACAUUUUGUAACAAUGAUAUAGCUACAUCCUAUAGAUUUUUUUGAAAAGAAAAAACAACAUUAAUGAUUAAAAUAAAUGUUCAAAUGUAAGCCAAAAAAAGAGAAGAAGCUGUGUCCAGCACUAAAAUUACCCUAGUGGCAUUCAUAUUAUGUAAAAAAGAGAGAGAUGAACAGACAGUGGGAGAAUAAAUAAAGGUGGGAAUAUGUGUUAAUGUGACAGAUGAGUUACUUUCUAUAGAUGAAGUUAUAUAAAGCAAAAUGUUUUGCACAUCACUUUAGGUGUACAACCUAUAUUCAUGUUUGGUUUCUUUUUUUUCUCCUGUUUUCUUCUCUCUCUACUUAAGUACAGCUAGGCCUCACUACAUCAUACAUUCGGAGCUGUUUGCUCUGUCAUUUUCAUACUGUAUCUUCCAGACUGUUAAUACAACACAAAUUUUAACUUUUUACUUUAGAUCAAAUCAGUGUACAAGGGCAAAUGUUGUUUUGCUCCUUCAAGAUAACUAUUCAUUUUUAGAAAACAAGACAGUAGACAAGAAAGCCACUAACCUAAAGAUUGUUAAUUCUGAGCAUCUGCAAGUGUUGUUUCCUCAAUGGAAUGAUUGGAAGACAUAAAGUUAAUCAGUGAAAUAAACUGAUGCACUACAUCUCUAGGGAAAAAAACAUUAAGGAAAAGAUAAGUGGUUUGAAUUAAUCUUUAGCAUGGUAGCUGAAGAAAACUUUGAAGGAAAGAUAGAGAUUUAAGUAGAUUUGUGUUUGUACGUUUUUUUUUUUAAACUGCACUCAGAGAAGGAAGAUGGUCUUUUUCAAGGAGUUAUCUCUAGAGUUAGGAUAAAAAUGUAAUAUGUUUUCACUAGUAACAGUUUGUUAAAAUCAGUAUUAUAUCACAAGCAAUGACCGUGAUCUACCUUGGAUGUAUGAAGUACAUGAAAAGGAAAUUUUGAAGAAAGUAGAACAUAAUCUAGAAGGAUUUGCGGAUGUCAGAACAAGAGAAGUUUGGAUGGGUUGCAUAAAACUUCAAUAACUUUAUUAUAAACAAUAUUUAUAUGCACAGAUUGCAUUAAAUAUUUGUAAAGUUAUUAAAAAUACUUAAAGCAUGGUCCCCAGAGAGGCCAAGAAAGUUUCCAGUUAAGUUCUCAUUCAUAUUCAUUCAGAUUUUUCAUUUAAAAAGAAAGCAACGUAAGUUUUAUUUAACUUAAGACUCUGGGGGUGGGGUAUGGAAAAGAAAUGACACUACUCUCAGGAAACAUAUAAUACAACUAUUUGCCAAAAAGUCAGUACACAAAGAAAUCCUGAAAAUUAAUUUCUGAUAAAGGAUGGUGGUUAUUGAUGAUUGAUAACGUAAAACAUUCAAACACUACUAAACUAAUUUUUCUUACUAUAUUUUUAAAAUGAUAGUUUCCUGCCUCUAGUCAAAUUUUAAAUUAUUUAGAAAGUGUUAAAUGUAAACAGUUUUAUACAAUAUGUGGAAGUGCAAUAUAUAAACAUGUAUGGAAUCAUAUUCAAAAAUGAAAUAUAAUACAAAUAGGUAACACUGGCUUCUGGAAUCUAAAUAUCUGGUGACUGACAAUUGGUAAUUUCUAGGUCUGGAAAAACAUUUAUUUACAUGUAAAAUAAACCAGUUAAGCUCCUACCCUCCAGCUGUUUAGGAAAUUAGCAAGGGAUAAAACAGGAAUUCCAUUCUGUUAGAAAAAAUGACCGCCCCCCCCGUAUAUUUUCUAAAUUAAACAUUGGAACCUGUACCUGCCUUUAAUGUAAAUUUAAGGUGAAAAUAUACAUAAUGUUUAUGGGUCAUUAGUAGACUAAAACCACUACAUUUUCUUUUUCAUGUAACCGGUUUUUUAAAUGCCAAUAAUGCAUUUGUGAUGGACUUUAUUCAUAAAUGCUACUGGAAACUUUUAAGCCAAAAUAUAGUGUGAGGAGCUAUUUUUAACCCAAAUACAGUAAACUUCCUCUACAUUUAAAAGAGCAGCUAUAUUAUGGAUUUUAGUGAUAUAGCUUUUGUUGUAGCUUAUUUAUAAAUGUAAAAAGAAGGGGGGGAAGAAACUGAUAUUGCCUCUUGCUUUGAUGUGAUUUAAUGAUAAGGGCUCUGAUAAUUAGGCUGAUAGAAGUGGCUUGGAAACAGUGCUUAGUCUCACAUGUUACCAUUGUCUAGAGAUGUCUGAGCUAUUUUCAGAUUUAGUAAAUAGCACAGUGUUGUCUUGUCUUUGGUUGCAGUCUCAUUUGGCUCAGUUUCUUGCACCACUGGAGUGUUCAUUACCACUUAAGUGUAUUGGAACAACAGAGUGAUGCAAGAUGUGUAGAUUAACAACAAAGGAUAGAUUGUGCUCUUGGUGUUAACAAUGUGCCUUUUGUUAUAAAUGCCAUUUUGUAGGGCAGACAUCUUGGCCUGUUUAACCCUUUGAAUACUAGAUAAUAAGGAUGAAAUCUAUUUUUAAAUGCUAGAUCUAUCUUAAAACAUCCUGUACGUUUUCAGAGCCUUAAUAGAAAACAUAAGGCAAUCACACUAUGUUGGAUAAAACAUUCUGUUAUUGUAGUAACUUCUAUGUUGCUUAAGGGGUUAAAGAUGGCACUUCAUGGUUAGUUGUAUCUUAACAUCAGACUGAUUUUUUUAAUAUGUUUUUGUUAUGGUAACACGAGCAGAAAUCAACUGUAUUUGUAAAAAUUUACCUCAAACUGCUUAAUUUUAUAGUGUGAUUUAAUCCCAGGGCAUUUGGUAUGAACCAAAGUGCAUUCCUUUUAUAUGUGCCUGGCUCUAAUAAAGAUGGCCAGGGAUUUUUACAAUUUGGGUGCAAGGCACUUAAGCCACUUUUAACUUGGUGGGUAGUUUGGAGCGAUAAAGGACUCCAUCAGAAUGUUAAAACACUUUAGACAUAAGUAGCAUUGGGCUAUAUUUGAAUCUUUAGGAAAGUGUGUGUAUUAUUUGAUGCUCUCCAUUUUUAUAACACCUUUUUGUCCCCAUCAAGAAUAUUUCUGGUAAGUAGGAGACUUUUUUCUUUUCUUUUUUUAAUUCUUGCUGUCAGUAAAGAUUUUAAUAUUGCCCAACUUGAUGCUGCGGUAGCAUUUAAAUAAAAAAAAGCAUUUGUGAAUUAUUGUUUGUAGGGGCUUGUACAUCUCUGCUACAAAUUGUAAUUACUUAGCUCAACUGCUACAAUUACGUCUAAGCAGUAGCUUGGGUUUGUAUUGAGCGACGACGUAGACACGUGACUGUAAUAUGCUGCAACUGUGUGUACUGAAAACGUGAAAAAUGAUUGAAUGUGGACUGUGUAUAUAUGUUUGUAUAAUUUUUGUGAGAUGCUGCUGUCGCCACUUAACAUUAAAUAUGUUGUAGUGGAUUUUAAUCCUAGUGGCCAGUUUUAUGAUACUGUAUGUAUUGUACAGCUGAUGACAGGAGUAAGACUGUUUUAGUGCAUAUUUGUUACAGUUUAUUGUUAUGGCCAGAGAUCAUUUCAGAAUAAAACUUUAUGUCCUACUUUU
Messenger RNA from Dermochelys coriacea (leatherback sea turtle), 6542 nucleotides. It is a transcript of the gene DYRK2, whose product is annotated as dual specificity tyrosine phosphorylation regulated kinase 2. The transcript is spliced from 3 exons. Gene Ontology annotation, cellular component: nucleus. Gene Ontology annotation, biological process: peptidyl-serine phosphorylation; peptidyl-threonine phosphorylation. Bases 372 to 2153 code for a protein of 593 amino acids. Gene Ontology annotation, molecular function: protein serine/threonine kinase activity; ATP binding; protein serine/threonine/tyrosine kinase activity. NCBI's taxonomy places the organism in Eukaryota, Metazoa, Chordata, Testudines, Dermochelyidae. The record is from RefSeq and is a predicted model, not a curated record.